Sclerotinia borealis F-4128 is the source of this 1230-nucleotide messenger RNA. Lineage: Eukaryota; Fungi; Ascomycota; Leotiomycetes; Helotiales; Sclerotiniaceae. The record is from the annotation of a GenBank genome assembly.
AUGGCCUCAAGAAUUGCUCUUCUGUCAUUUUUCGCGGCCGUUUAUGGUCAACAGAAAGGCACUUAUCAAACAGAAACUCAUUUUACUCUUACUUGGCAAUCCUGUACCGCUAAAGGAUCGUGCACCACAAACUCUGGAGGCGUCGUUCUCGAUGGAAACUGGCGAUGGACACACGGAAUAGGCACUUCGACAAACUGCUACACAGGAAAUACCUGGGAUGCGACCUUAUGUCCAAAUGACGCUACCUGCGCGACAAACUGUGCACUAGAUGGUGCAGACUAUUCUGGAACCUACGGUAUAACAUCUAGUGGUAGCUCCUUGAGACUCUACUUCGUUACUCAAUCGGCACAAAAGAAUGUUGGAUCUCGUGUGUACCUCCUGGCCGAUAAUACCCACUAUAAGACAUUCAACCUUUUGAACCAAGAAUUUACAUUUGAUGUUGAUGUCUCUCAUCUACCUUGCGGAUUGAACGGUGCUGUUUACUUCGCUAAUCUACCUGCUGAUGGUGGUAUCUCUUCAACCAACACAGCUGGUGCCAAAUAUGAUACUGGGUCAGCAAGCAAUAACGCCAAUACGGGAGUCGCAAACUCGAUUUCCACUGCUGUCACUCCUCACUCUUGCGAUACCGUGACACAAACUACCUGCACCGGCGAUGCUUGCGGUGGCACGUACUCCGCAUCGAGAUAUGCCGGUACUUGCGAUCCAAAUGGAUGUGAUUUCAACUCGUACCGCAUGGGUAACAAGACCUUCUAUGGUCCAGGAUUGACUGUCAAUACCAAUGCCGUAUUCACCGUCGUUACUCGGUUCCUCACCAGCACCAGCACCUUCAACCAAAUAAAACGUUUCUACGUCCAAAACGGCAAAGUAAUCCCCAACUCCUACUCCAGCAUCUCCGGCGUCACCGGAAACUCCAUCACGACCCCCUUCUGCACAGCGCAAAAACCCGCUUUUGGCGACAACACCUCAUUUUUCAAGCACGGAGGACUGGCCUCUAUGUCUGCUGCUUUUAAAUCUGGAAUGGUGCUUGUGCUGUCCAUUUGGGAUGAUUAUUAUGCUAAUAUGCUUUGGUUGGAUUCGACGUAUCCGGUUGGGAGUACGGCGGUGGGAGGACCAAGUGGGAGUUGUGGGACGAGGUCUGGGGUGCCGGCGGAUGUGGAGGGGAGUGCUGCGGGCGCUUAUGUGGUUUAUAGUAAUAUUAAGGUGGGGGCUAUUAAUGCUACUUAUGGGUGA